AUGCCUCCCAAGAAGGCCGAUCAGCCUAAGAAGAAGAAGGCCACCGUUGAUGAUAAGUCCUUUGGCAUGAAAAAUGUACGUCACACCCUCGAUUCGAAGUCUUUGAAAAGCGAGCCCGCUCGCGCUAUAGCCCAACAUGUCCUAACGCUCAAUAAAGAAAAAGGUGGUGCCGCCAAGAAGCAGAUCCAACAGCUGCAAGCACAAGCCGCAAGCAACAAGAACCUAGACGAGAAGAAGAAGGCCGCCGAAAAAGAGAGGCGUGAGGCCGAGAAGGCGGCCGCUGAGCGGGCCAAGAAAGAGAACCUUGAGUUGUUCAAGCCCGUGCAGGUCCAGAAGGUCGCCUUUGGUGUUGACCCGAAGACUGUCCUCUGUCUUUUCUUCAAGCAGGGUCACUGCGAGAAGGGCCGGAAGUGCAAAUUCUCACACGACCUCAAUGUCGAGCGCAAAGCAGCCAAGAAGGAUUUGUACACCGAUACCCGUGAUGAGAAGGCCGACGAAGAAGAGAAGAAGCAGAAGGAUACCAUGGACGACUGGGAUGAGGAGAAACUACGCAGUGUUGUUUUGAGCAAACACGGCAACCCACGCACAACCACCGACAAGGUGUGCAAAUUCUUCAUCGAAGCUGUGGAGAACCAGAAAUAUGGUUGGUUCUGGACUUGUCCAAACGGAGGAAACAAGUGCAUGUACAAGCACAGCUUGCCACCAGGAUUCGUUCUGAAGACCAGGGAGCAAAGAGCCGCCGAGAAGGCCCUCAAGGACAAGUCGCCCUUGAACACUCUCACCCUAGAGGACUGGCUCGAUUCCGAGCGUCACAAGCUGACUGGCACGCUCACGCCCGUCAACGAGGAGACCUUCGCCAAGUGGAAGAAGGAGCGUAUGGACAAGAAGGCCGCCGAGUUCCAAGCACAGCAGGCUAAGGAGGCUACUGGUCGUACACUGUUCGAGAGCGGAAACUGGGCUGAUGAGGAUAGUGAGGCUGAGGAGGGCGAGGACGAGGAUGGAACCUGGAACUUGUCAGUCAUGCGACGAGAGACCGAGAGGCUGCGUGAACAGAAGGAAGAGGAACGUCUGCUCAAGCUCGGUGGUGGGGUGCUGCCCACAAGCAUACCCACAAGUAUACCCGAAGCUGUCUCACCUGAACCUGUGGGUUGA
Messenger RNA from Penicillium hordei, 1152 nucleotides. Its product is annotated as translation machinery-associated protein TMA46. Gene Ontology annotation, molecular function: mRNA binding; metal ion binding. Gene Ontology annotation, cellular component: cytosol. Bases 1 to 1152 code for a protein of 383 amino acids. Lineage: Eukaryota; Fungi; Ascomycota; Eurotiomycetes; Eurotiales; Aspergillaceae. Gene Ontology annotation, biological process: cytoplasmic translation. The transcript has 2 exons. The record is from RefSeq and is a predicted model, not a curated record.